CAACAAUUUAUGGCGGCGUACAAGAACAUGGCAUUCCCCUCUCCCCUCCCGUCUCUCGCCAGCUUUUGUCCCCUUUUCAUCUGGUCCUCCUGCACCACGAUUCUGCUCCGACCCUUUGCCGAAUCCCGCUCCUGAAAGAUAGACGGGCCAGGGCGCAUCCACCAUGGACAUCGUACUCGAGGCCUUCGAUACGUUCCUGUUCGACCCGAUAUAUGCGACACUGCAUCCAGCGAAAGCGCCAGCAUUCUCGCCCAAUGCCACCGUCUCAAGUUUAAGAGAAACCCCUACGGGCUUUGUGCCCUCAUCAUGGCAGUACCACCCAGCCAGCGAUUACAUAUCCUUUACGCCGAGAAAAUACGCAUACAUGAGCGCCUGGCCACGGGACGACUGGCGGCGGCAGCUAUUGUCCCUCUUCCUGAUAACAUGGAUCUUCGGUCUCGUCAUCUACUACGUCUUCGCCUCCCUCUCCUACUUCCUCGUCUUUGACAAGGCCACCUUCAACCACCCCAAAUACCUCAAGAACCAGAUCCGCCUCGAGAUGAUCCAGACCAAUAAAGCCCUCCCCGUCAUGGCCAUGGGCACCGCACCCAUCUUCCUCCUCGAAGUCCGCGGCUACACGAAGCUGUACGACCGCCUCGAAGACGCGCCCAACAUGUGGUACAACGUCCUGCAAUUCCCGCUCUUCCUCCUCUUCACCGACUUCUGCAUCUACUGGAUCCACCGCUACCUGCACCACCCGCUCAUCUACAAGCACCUGCACAAGCCGCACCACAAGUGGAUCAUGCCCACGCCAUAUGCGUCGCACGCCUUCCACCCCAUGGACGGCUACGCCCAGGGCCUGCCCUACCACAUCUUCCCCUUCCUCUUCCCGCUCCAAAAAUGCGCCUACGUCUUCCUCUUCAUCUUCAUCAACAUCUGGACCGUCCUCAUCCACGACGGCGAGUACUACGCCGACAACCCCAUCAUCAACGGCGCCGCCUGCCACACCAUGCACCACCUGUACUUCAACUUCAACUACGGCCAGUUCACGACGCUGUGGGACCGCCUCGGCGGCAGCUACCGGAAGCCCAACGACGAGCUGUUCCGGAAGGAGGUGAAGAUGAGCAAGCAGGAGUGGAAGAAGCAGACGAUUGAGUUUGAGAAGGUGCUCAAGGAGGUUGAGGGUGAGGAUGAUCGGGUGUAUGAGCCGGGGGAGGAGAAGAAGGUGCAGUAGAGACGUCUUGCAUUGGAGUUGGGUGAUGAGUUAUGUUUUGCGAUUUAACGAAUUGGGAGCUUUUUGCAUGGGACCGGGUGGAUAAUUGGAAAAGGAAGAGUCCUUUGUAAUGAAGCUGGAAGGUGUAAUGGUGGAUGAUGAGGAUGGAGGAGGAAGAGUCGCAGACGUAUGCUCGGCUUGUCGGCGAGGGCUUUGUUUACUUUAACUGUACAUAAUUGAUGCAUUCAUUGUUCUCGACUCGUCGGAUUCCCUCUGUGGAAUUCCCUCUGAUGGCCCUUUCUCUGGUAUUCCUCGGCUCUUCAAUAUCCAUGAUCGUGUUUUUUACCUCGUCCG
Molecule: messenger RNA, 1546 nt
Organism: Westerdykella ornata
Lineage: Eukaryota; Fungi; Ascomycota; Dothideomycetes; Pleosporales; Sporormiaceae
Exons: 2
Coding region: 164-1213 (349 amino acids)
Biological process (GO): lipid biosynthetic process
Molecular function (GO): oxidoreductase activity; iron ion binding
Source: RefSeq, a predicted model, not a curated record